This is a messenger RNA of Apaloderma vittatum (bar-tailed trogon), 414 nucleotides long. Its product is annotated as G2/M phase-specific E3 ubiquitin-protein ligase-like. Gene Ontology annotation, cellular component: nucleus. NCBI's taxonomy places the organism in Eukaryota, Metazoa, Chordata, Aves, Trogoniformes, Trogonidae. The record is from RefSeq and is a predicted model, not a curated record.
GAUUGCAUCAUCUGUGGAGAGAUCAGGGCCACCACUACCUGUGAGAUGGGCUGCAAUUACAGUUUCCAUCUCCCAUGUGCUGUGAAGGGUGGAUGUAUCACCCAGUUCUGUUCAGACUAUAGGUCCUUCUGCUCAGAACACCACCCAGAGCAGACAACAGAGGCAACUCCAGAGGUGGAUACCACCUGCCUCAUCUGCAUGGACCUGGUGGAGGACAGAAAGACCUACAUUACCAAGGUGUACCUCACAUGCAAGCACACCUGGUUCCACAGCCUCCUUUGUUCCUCCUGCACUGCUAAGGGCACUCACAGAGGCUGCUCCCACUUGAACAGCACAGACAGUUGGGAGUGCAACAGUUGUGGUGGCCUCAGCAUCAGCAAGAGGCAAAGCACCUGUGCAGGGGCCAGGGGCCAG